AUGAACGAGCUUCGCAAUGAGCUUGGGCUGCUCCCCUCUGCGGGAUGGGCAGAGGUUCAAAGAUCCUUCAGACGAAGGGUCUUUGAACUUCACCCUGACCGCAGUGGUGGAGUAGCCGGCGCCGGGUUGGCCGAGCUAACCCGGUUGUUCAAUCUUGCAAAAGAUGAACAACCGGAGGUGCGAAGCCGGCCCGGUUUAACUCCGCAUUCAGCUGGUUGCCCUUGGGCACCACAAAAGCUGAGGGAGCGCUUUGAGUCGGCUAACACAGUCGCUCAAAGGAAGAAGGCCAGGGUCUUCUUCGCCAGAGCCUUCGUCAAGAAGGCGGCCGCUUCUACUUGCACAUGCGGUUAUUUUGAUAGCUAA
Molecule: messenger RNA, 363 nt
Organism: Bursaphelenchus okinawaensis
Lineage: Eukaryota; Metazoa; Nematoda; Chromadorea; Rhabditida; Aphelenchoididae
Source: the annotation of a GenBank genome assembly